AUGCGCUGGACCCACGCCAGCCGCUGGGCCCGCUGCCGGAAUGCACACCUCUCUUCGUUUGCCCGCCAGGUGAAUCUUGGACUUCAAGGUCAUCGCGGACUCGCCAGCUGCCCGCCCCUAACCCGGGUUUGCGCUGAGUUGCGGCCUGCACAUGGUUUCGUCGAGCAAAGGAUGCGCACACCAGGAACCUUGGACCAGUUCGCUUCCGGAGAGCCGUGUGAAAGCAUGGACCAAGACGGUGCACUGCAGGUGAUUGCGGCGAUGCUCCAAGACAUCUCCACCUCCUGCAUCACAAGCGACUAUUUCCUAGCAGAAAUCAACAGGAAAUGCCAAUGCACUUGGAGCAAGUCAGGACCUUUAUGCACGGCCAUGGGACCUGUCUGA
This is a messenger RNA of Symbiodinium necroappetens, 384 nucleotides long. The record is from the annotation of a GenBank genome assembly. NCBI's taxonomy places the organism in Eukaryota, Dinophyceae, Suessiales, Symbiodiniaceae.